This is a messenger RNA of Rhinocladiella mackenziei CBS 650.93, 1416 nucleotides long. RefSeq lists its product as uncharacterized. The coding region runs from base 1 to 1416 and encodes 471 amino acids. The transcript is spliced from 4 exons. NCBI's taxonomy places the organism in Eukaryota, Fungi, Ascomycota, Eurotiomycetes, Chaetothyriales, Herpotrichiellaceae. The record is from RefSeq and is a predicted model, not a curated record. Gene Ontology annotation, molecular function: DNA binding.
AUGGCGGCAAUCCGGUCCCUUCUUAAUCCAGUGCUGGAUGAUAGCAGACUCGAUAGCAACGAUGACAACAAACACGACCUCUCCACCCAUGACGGUCAAGCCUCUGCAGCGUCUGAAGAGCAACCAAGCCGCAAGGAGAAGCCACUGCGAAAGAAACCAAGAAUGUGUAAGGAUGCGGCAGUCUUUCAACCUGGCAAAAUCCGAGGUGAAUGUCGAUAUCCUCCCCAUGAAGAUCAGGAUACCUACCUUGCCACCAAACACCAAAUGUUCGAGGUACAUCCGAUCGGUGAAAUAGCUACAUAUCCAAGGCAUAUCCCAUAUAACAGUGAGAAGAAGCUAUUUCUCGAAAAAACUGGCAGAGAAUGCUUUGAAGUAUUCCAAUACCAAUUUAAGAUCCCUGGAGAUUCCACCACAUACACGAUGUUGUGGGACUACAAUAUUGGUCUCGUGCACAACCCCGGCAAAGAUGCUGGCCCGGAACGUGGGAUUGAAGGAGAUCUGCCACAGCAUUACCGGAGGAGCUUUGGAUACUGGAUCCCUUAUGAGGCGGCAAAGGCUGUGGCGGCCACAUUCUGUUGGAAUAUUCGCUUUGCUCUGACCCCAGUUUUUGGCAAAGACUUUCCGGACGUGUGUCUCCCUCCGGGAUCAGAAAAUUUCGGUUCCAUGCAAAUCGACCCAGAGAUCGUCAGAAGAUGUGCCGCGCAAGCUCAGAUGUAUCGAGCAAUCGAAAACCAAGAAGCAUCCGGUCCAUCAUCGGACAUACCAAGCCCUCGAACUCCUCAGACCCCAAUGUGUCACUCUCGAGUCAAGAAUAUCUUGCCCAAGCCAUGCAAAACGACCGAAUCCACCAGCGAGUAUACAACUGAUACAAGCCGAGAAGACAAACAUGACUUGUCGUCCCCUUCCCCCCAGAUUGCCUUCACCAAUCCUUGGUCUGCGGUCAACUCUCCUCGCUCCCCCUCGCCAAAGAUAUUCUUUACCCAUCCAAGAUCGCCUGCUAGUACCAUUCGCUCAGAAUCUCCGCAGGGUACCUCUCGCCGAGGUCGACGAGCGGCCGGCAUUCCUCGUUCCUACACUCCGCUUGAUCUCUUGCCACCUCCACGAAGGCCGUUGUACCCUCAAUUCACCACCAUUUCAGCAGAACAACAGACCGCUGAGCGCCGUUACCCUGAGAUAGGUCCGAUGCCGGAAGUCUCUCCGAAAUCAGUUGUUCGUCCCAUGGACAUUGAUCAAGGCUACGAUGCAAGUUCGGAUGAGUCUGAAGAUACUAGAGCAGAUGGUAGUAUGGCUUCUCGGGAGAAGUCAUCCCGCGGGUUUACAGAGACCAACGCGGCUCGUGUUUUGAUGAAGUUGAGGACUCAGGCAGAUAAUGUUACGGUGGGAUUGAAGUCAUUGAAGCGUCGAGCAUCUGCAUAG